AUGGCCUCACAGAACGCCGACCCCGCCGCCGUGUCCAGCGCAGCCGCCCGCAAAGCGGCUGAGACCGGGGCCACGGCGGCCCGCGGCGCGGUGGGGAAGAGGCUGCAGCAAGAGCUGAUGGCAUUGAUGAUGUCCGGUGACAAAGGCAUUUCUGCCUUCCCCGAGUCCGACAACCUCUUCAAGUGGAUCGGGACCAUUGACGGCGCCGCCGGGACGGCCUACGAGGAGCUGCGGUACAAGCUGUCACUGGAGUUCCCCAGUGGGUACCCCUACACAGCACCCACCGUGCGGUUCCUGACCCCCUGCUACCACCCCAACGUCGACACCCAGGGCAACAUCUGCCUCGACAUCCUCAAGGAAAAGUGGUCAGCACUGUAUGAUGUCCGCACCAUCCUGCUCUCCAUACAGAGCCUGCUGGCAGAGCCAAACAUCGAGAGCCCUCUGAACACACAUGCUGCUGAGCUCUGGAACAACCAAGUUGCCUACAAGAAGUAUGUGCGGGAGACGUACAACAAGCAGACCAAGAGCCAGGAGACCUGACCAUCACCA
Molecule: messenger RNA, 549 nt
Organism: Lonchura striata (white-rumped munia)
Lineage: Eukaryota; Metazoa; Chordata; Aves; Passeriformes; Estrildidae
Gene: UBE2C
Product: ubiquitin conjugating enzyme E2 C
Source: RefSeq, a predicted model, not a curated record